AAAGUAUUUUAUCUUCAGUGUCGUCUGUCGCAUUCAAAUGUUUAAUGCACGUAUAUUUGAAACGAUUAUAGUAGUUAUUACAUAUUAGUAUAUUUUUAUUGUGAACUCGGUGUACUAGGUGACAGUGGAACAAUUUAUCAGUUAUAAAAAUAUUACAUGAAUUAUGUAUUUAAAAAAGUUACAAAAAAUCGUUGUAUUAUUUUAAUAAUAAUCAAAUGAUUAUUUGGGAACAAACGUAUAUUUAAUACGUAACAUUACUAUGGCGACUUGGGAAGAUUUAAGAAAACAAGCCAGGCGCCUGGAAUCAGAAAUUGAUUCUAUGCUGGUUUCCUUAAGCAAAAUAAGUACCAAUAACCCAAUGAUGUAUGGCGAUGAUGAAUCACAACUACUAUUGUCUGAUGACAGAUUUGACACUGCCACUUCUGAAAUCGAGGAACUUCUUACCAAGUUAAAUGUUGUCAAUGAUAAAAUGGGAGAAUGGAAUACCAACAGUGGUCAUUCUAAUGUUUCACAAAAUAUGCAUACUGUACAACGACAUAGAGAUAUAUUACAGGAUUAUACAAAAGAAUUUCAAAAGAUACAAUCAAAUGUCAGAGCACGAAGGGAAAGAGAAGAUUUACUACACAGCGUUCGACAGGACAUUGAUGGUUAUAAAAAUUCCGGAACAAAAAAUCGUCGAAUGGAUUUGUAUGUCAAAGAGCACGAUCAUAUUCGUAAUUCUGAUCGCUUAGUGUCUGAUCAAAUAUCAAUAGCGAUGGAAACUAGAGAACAUCUGGUAUCACAACGUCAUCAUUUUAAACGAUUACAAUCAAGGUUGCAUGAUUUGUCAAGCAGAUUUCCUGCUCUCAAUACACUUGUACAAAAAAUAAAUAUGAGAAAAAAACGCGAUUCGUUAAUUGUUGCAGGUGUUGUAGUCGUUUGUACUUUUGUUAUUCUUUUUUACACAUUUCAUUAAGUGUACAAUAUUAAUAGAAAUUAAUUUUUUUUUUUUAACUAUAAUACACUUGGUUUUUAAAUGGUAAAUUUUACUUAUAAUAUAUUGUAUAUUAUAUAACAUUAUUGUUAAACAACACAAGUUGAAUAAUUAAAUUUUUAAUAAAAGUCAAGGGGCAGUCCUUUUAUCUCACUGCUACAUUCGUCGUAUAAAUCUGCAUAGUCUUCAUGUUUGCGAAUGAGUACCAUUACCGCUGACCGCUUGACACCCAUUGAUGAACCCAAAUCCUCACGAGAUGGUACAUAGCAAUAAAACAGUCCUUUGUUUUCACAAAUUCCAGGCAUGUGACUCAUGAUAUCAAUUGGUGUAACAUCACCAGCAAAUAUAACUAAUCCUGUUUCACCUCUGCGAAUACGUCUUUGCACUUCUUUCAAACCUACCCUUAAAUAAGUUUUUUCUUUA
Messenger RNA from Adelges cooleyi (spruce gall adelgid), 1396 nucleotides. It is a transcript of the gene Gos28, whose product is annotated as Golgi SNAP receptor complex member 1. The transcript is spliced from 4 exons. The record is from RefSeq and is a predicted model, not a curated record. Gene Ontology annotation, biological process: vesicle fusion; endoplasmic reticulum to Golgi vesicle-mediated transport. Gene Ontology annotation, cellular component: SNARE complex; cis-Golgi network; Golgi membrane. Gene Ontology annotation, molecular function: SNAP receptor activity. Bases 260 to 955 code for a protein of 231 amino acids. Lineage: Eukaryota; Metazoa; Arthropoda; Insecta; Hemiptera; Adelgidae.